AUGGGAAAAUUACAGUCUACAAUUGGCAUCCCCAUCAAAUUGCUUAAUGAGGCACAGGGACAUGUCGUGACUCUAGAGCUGACUUCUGGUCAAGUCUACCGUGGAAAACUCAUUGAAGGUACGGUGGAAGUCUCCAUGCAACUGUCAAUGACGGCGCAGAACCAGAUCCGUCGCGCUUUGCUUUAUUCAAAAACAUUGCUGACAUGCGAUACCUUUACAGCCGAAGACAACAUGAACGUUCAACUCAAAGACAUCACAGCCACAGCUCGCGACGGCCGAGUAUCGCAUCUCGACCAGGUCUACAUUCGAGGCAGCCACGUACGAUUUUUCAUCGUUCCAGACAUGUUGCGAAACGCUCCUAUGUUCAGAUCGCGAGGCACAAGAGGUCGCGGUGUUGGUUUGGCUCGAGGCAGAGCUACCGUCAACAGAGCAAGAGCUGGGAGACGAGGUUGA
This is a messenger RNA of Exophiala spinifera, 453 nucleotides long. RefSeq lists its product as uncharacterized. NCBI's taxonomy places the organism in Eukaryota, Fungi, Ascomycota, Eurotiomycetes, Chaetothyriales, Herpotrichiellaceae. Gene Ontology annotation, biological process: RNA processing; spliceosomal snRNP assembly. Gene Ontology annotation, cellular component: U1 snRNP; catalytic step 2 spliceosome; spliceosomal tri-snRNP complex. Bases 1 to 453 code for a protein of 150 amino acids. Gene Ontology annotation, molecular function: RNA binding. The record is from RefSeq and is a predicted model, not a curated record. The transcript has 2 exons.